Molecule: messenger RNA, 951 nt
Organism: Alternaria rosae
Lineage: Eukaryota; Fungi; Ascomycota; Dothideomycetes; Pleosporales; Pleosporaceae
Exons: 3
Coding region: 1-951 (316 amino acids)
Source: RefSeq, a predicted model, not a curated record
AUGUCCCCACAGUCGUCCUCGGCACAACAAGCCCCAAAUAACCUGGUCAACCACUCGACAUUGAACAACGGAGGAUAUCCCGAGCUCGCCUCCUUUUUCUCACAAUGUAGCAGGUCUCUGCACCUGCGAAGUUUUUCCGCCCUAGCAGCACGCCUUUUGCUUUACCGCCAGCAUGAGUUGAUAGUGUUGGAGAGAAGACUAAAAGCGCUUGAACGCGGGGACGCUCAAGACAAUGACCGUGACAAGCGACUCUUCUCGGAGGAUUUUGCUCCGCUCAAAAAACAGAGUCGUGCCACCGGGAUUCCUGAUACACAGUACAAGGUGUAUGAGAAACUCAAAUCAGAGAUGAGAGAAUAUGAAGAAGCACUCCUUCGCUUUGACCGCCUUGCUCAAAAGGGAUAUGAUAUAACGGAACUUGAUUUCCUCCAAGGGUUCAUGGAUGAACAUAUAACUCUUUCAGGGUGCGAUUCCAGAGCUUGGGGUUCUAUGGAGGAACCAAAAGAACAUGCACCUGAUCUAAUCCAAGUCGUGGAUCAGCGAAGCCCUAGUACGAUGGGAAGAUUAUUCCGGGAUAAGUUCUUGCUGUGGAUGCCGCGCUCUCCAAGCCUUCAGAGACUUUUGAUUGGAUCCACGAGGGCACCAGACGAAUGGGGUCACUAUAACUUCAGCAAUCGCAGGUUCGAAGUCAUCUCGUUGUUACUAGGUAAUCUCGCCACUUCGGUUUUGAUAUACGUGGCGGUGACGUCGCUAUACCUCACAACUGGCAGCGCGGCCCGUAUCGCUGGGGUGAUCAUUAUUGCUGCAACCAUUACAGCUUGCAGUGUCUUGUUCCAGAAUCAGCAAUUCAUCUCCAUGAUUUCCACGGUAUGCGCUGUCCUGGUAACCUUGUUAUUGAACGACGGCCCUCGACAGCCCCGAUCGACGCAGACUCAGUCAACAGUCGCUACCUAG